CUAUCACAUCACAACCUUGCAGCCAUUCGUUAUAGAUGGCGAUAGAUCGUCACUUUUGAAACCCCAAUACUGUUGGCUACGAAUACAGCAUGGCCUCUCAUUUUCAAAUGCAGAAGCCAUAUGUGCUGGCUUCAUUACCUCGACCUCUUGACCCUACGACGGGCCGAUAUGUUGUUAGCGAAGUCUACGGAUCUGCGCCCGGGUCGAGGAAGAGAAAGCGCCAUGAGUUAGCAGUGGGAAUUGAUGGAGAAGCAGUGAAUAUCUACAAUGUAUCUUCAGCUAGACUCGUCACAUCAUACCCAGUUCCUCCUCAGUCAAUCUUUUCGUGCUCUGUAGCUUCCAUUCGGCGCAAGGUAGAGGGAACACAAGAGGUUUCUAGACACACGUAUGCGGCGACGAGAGAAUCUCACGAGUACAAGGUCACUCUAUUCAAGGACUCUGUGGAUGCUUCUGGUAACACUGGUUCUGUCACUAAAUCGAUAUCCUUGAGUGCGGGUCGGCCAGUUAUAUGUGUUGCUCCUAUCGCUGCGCCAAUUGGACAAGGACUGGCUAACAGUCGAACAUUGGAUAACGAGCUCCUGAUUGUGAGGGAGGAUGGCGAGGUUAUUUGCCUCGAUCCCGAUACUCUAGAGAGAAGAUGGAUUUCGUCUCCCGCAGUUCUACAACAGGAUCUCCCUACAGCUUCAAAACGCGAUUUCAACAUCGUUUCUUGCCACCCUGUGUUUCUAUCUGAUCUUGUACAGGGCGUAUUCAAAGGUAGCGACGAGGCUUCUAGUCUCUUCUCCGAGAUUAAACAAGACAUGAAUACGGAUGCCGAGGUUCUGGUGCUCAUAUCGAAUCACGAGUUAGAUGGACAGCAGAGCCGCCGGCUCCAUGUUCUAUCAAUAAUUCCGCCCUCCUAUGGUUCUGUCAGCUCCCAUCAACAAGGAGUUGUUCAGCUACAUGCUGUGCCUAUCCCAACUUCUGCGCAAGAAUCGGGUAUCGCUUCAUACCGCCUCGAUAUUCGGUCUGGGAGCCUGCUGGAAUUUCGUGGACAGACGUUUAAUAUGUAUGACUUAGCGGCAAGUCUCCCUAAAAUCACGUCGACCAUGCAAUUGAGUGACACAACGUCCUUCCUGCGCCUCAGCAAAACUUCACUUCUCUGUUCCACUCCCAACCACCUGAGUAUCUAUAAUCCGAUCUACCGGUCUUUCCAGAAUUCCGUAUGUAUCGAUUCCGAUACCCAGGAUGCCCCAAGCACUGGCCCAAAGCCAACAGCCUGCUUGCUUGCUGCUUAUUUUUCCCGUUUGGAACUUGCCGUUGCGAUUGUCGACACCAACCUAGUUGCCAUUCAACUAGAGGCGCCCAUUUUGCGAACGAGAAAGCGACGCGCCGAAGGUCUCUUGAUCGACUCCAUCGGGCGUGGCCUGCAGCUACCCAAAAGACACUCAAUUCAAGCAACAUCCCCCUCGGGUGAAGAGACGAAAACAUCAACCUUUUCCAAUUAUCUCCCAGGUUCUAUCAGAGGCGAUUAUUGGGAGUCGUGGACUGCAGAUGAAGCGAGAGCCGACGCUUUCCUCAAUGCGAAUGAUAUUCGUAGCCUCGAAUUAAUGUUAGCUCAAAAAUUCUCUAUCCAAGUCCAAGAUGCAGUUCAAGCACCGGGCGGCGUAGAUGGAGCAGAAGGAGUGUCGAACCUACCAAAAGGUUCGCUAACUUGGAUAUGGCCGAAGACCCGCGCGGGAUAUCCUCCUGUAGACCGGAGAUGGAUUAUAUACGCUAUCAGCCGGGCCUUCCAAUGGAAUCACUCUUUCCCAGAUGACUCGACAGUGCCUCGGCUUAUCUGUCAGCUACCGCAGAGCGAUAUUGUCAGCUACCUUGUCGAUGCUGGGCACCUGACGCUUUCGAACGUGAGGUCCGGCUUCCGAGGAGUAAUCAGGGAUAACGAAAAGACCGAUUCAUUCUUAGCUGAACAGAUUGUGCUCCGACUUGCAGAUGUUGAUCCUACUCUAGAACUUCUGGUCGCCUAUAUUUCUGCUACGAAUCUUGGGGCGAUGGAGCUACUCAUCGCCGUGCGGACAAUUAUGAGAAGUCUCGAGCUAGUCCAAGACCCGAAGAAACCGCCACCGAAGCUACUUACCAAUGGAUUGACCGAAGAGAUAUUGGUAAACGGAGACGGAGACGGAGACGGAGAUGGAGAUUUCGAGUUGAAUAACAUUGGCAUGGAACUAGACAACCUGGAGGAUGAAAUACAAAAGACGGUGUCUUAUCUAGAUGAAGACGCAGGUAUUCGCGGCUCUGGAUUGAGCGCGGCUUUCGCAAAGCUUGGCAAUUGUCCUAACAUCUCGAUGAUCAAAGCCCUACGAGCCACGUUCAAACCAGAAGAGAUCUUAUCUCUGAUCUAUCUCCUCCGCGUCGAGUUGGUGAGGGGCGCGUGGACAUCUCGCUAUCUAGAUACAACCGAAUUCGAGAGAGAUUCUACCCUCGACGCCCCACCCGACGGCAUCAUCAAGCUCAUCGCAGAUCUCCUUGGACGCUGCGUAGACUCCAUCGGACCUGGCGGCUGGCUUCUGAACGAUGCUGUGUUAGCAGCUGACGAAACGGGCGAUUUCGUCGCUUCUCUCAAGCUUGAAGUCAGCGCAGCUUUAGAAGGAUUAGAAGAAGCUGUCUACCUCCGUGGCAUUAUUGGUGAGGCGGUAAGAUACUGCGAGGCGUCGAAGAAAGCUAAGGUCGAAGGCGCCAUGGACAAAAUGAAGCCAAUCUCAUUGCACGUGAAAGAACCCGGUGCCCAAGCAUUGCCUCUGGGGCUCAAGGCGAAGGGCGGAAUUUCUACACAUAAGAUUGUAUCUGGUGGUGAGCUAGUGGACAGGUCUCAAAGGGAAACUGGCCAUCUCAGGAGUCAGCAAGUCGGGCAAUACUCAUUGGAGAGGAUUGCAAUAUGAGGCGCAUCCAAGGGGUGACAUCGUGGAUUUCCAGCUACGCUUGGUGUUUCCAAGAGUUAUAGACAAUAUCUAUCCACCUAGGCACUUGGGCCAUCCCGGGCGCUCAGCAUAAUUUUCGUACAGCCUUCCCUGCCAUCAAGACUUUCAUUUAAAACCAGUGAUGAGAUUAUUCAGUAGAGCCUUGUAGCUGUUCUUCACGGGAUAUCCAAGACCCCGGGAACACUUCAAGUAAACGCUGUUUGCAUAGAUGGAAGCAUCACAACAUCAUAUCUACAUCGAUACGCUUCAAGUAUACCGCACUUCUGAAGUGUUUGUGUUGCUGAACUGUCUGCAGUAUUCCUCGGUUCACACGCCUACCCCUAAUCAAUGAGGCACAAUCCAAGCCGCUUCUCAGACUCGACCUUAGUGUUCAUUGGACUAUCUUAGUUGUCACAACCAUCUAGCCUAGUUCUA
Molecule: messenger RNA, 3371 nt
Organism: Annulohypoxylon truncatum
Lineage: Eukaryota; Fungi; Ascomycota; Sordariomycetes; Xylariales; Hypoxylaceae
Exons: 2
Coding region: 90-2918 (942 amino acids)
Source: RefSeq, a predicted model, not a curated record